Molecule: messenger RNA, 1236 nt
Organism: Rotaria socialis
Lineage: Eukaryota; Metazoa; Rotifera; Eurotatoria; Philodinida; Philodinidae
Source: the annotation of a GenBank genome assembly
AUGAACGACAGCAAAGUAGACCUUGUCUGUACGGAACGGAAAGGACGAUGCUGGAUCACAAAUCAAGCCGUGUCUCAAGGAGAAAUUCUAUUUGUGUGGAAACCAUAUAUUAUUGUUCCAUACGUGACAAACAAAGAUUACGUAUGUGCAAACUGUAUUCAUAUUUGCAAAGAAAUAGCACAUAUAAAGGACAUGAUUGGGUGUCGACAAGAUUGUCGUCAUGUAUUCUAUUGUUCUGACGAAUGUGAACAACAGCAUUGGGACAAGUUUCACCAAUAUGAAUGUCCGUUUCUAGAUAAAAUAUUCGCCUUACACGAUCUUAAUUUUAAUGAUGAUGUUAUUAAUUAUGCUCGAUUGGUGAUGCGCAUGCUUACCCAACGAUUACUGGAAGUCUUACACAAACCGCACGAUAUGUCAAUCAAAGACAUUUGGACAUCACGGUCACACUUUGAUAAAUUUUCAAUAGAGAAAAAGAAAGAAUUCGAAGUAGUGGCCAAAAUCCUGACGGAAUAUAUAUUAACUAGACUCAUUCCUGAUAAAAUAAAAGACAUUCAUGAUUUUAUUGAUUUUACUCAAUCCUUUCUCCCUGAUACUGCAGAUGUCGAAAAAGUCGAAAUUAAUGAUUUUGAAUUUUGGUUCACUGAAAUGGCUCAUUUCUGCUUACUCUUAAAUGACGCUACCAUCAUCGAAGUAACAAAAUGUUUACUAAUCAAAGUUUACAUACUUAUUUGCAUGGAAGAAAUAAAUGCACUAUUUCAUAUUACUUUUGCUCUCGAAGGAUACACUCAAGCGCCACAAACAUAUGCAAUGGGAAUGUAUCCAUUGGCGGCUUUUGUCAAUCACUCAUGCUCACCGAACUUAGCACGUUUUCCCGUUCAAGAGGAUAGGGAAAAUGUUCGUGUGGGUGAUGUUGUAUUUUUUGCAACGCGUUCUCUGAAAAAAGGUGAAGAAUUAUGUUAUAGUUAUUUGGAGCGUGAAUAUGAACUUUACAGAAAAGAACAAGUUAGUGCAAAUGAAAUCGUCGAGGCUCAAGCAAAACGGGAACAAAGAUUGAAAGAAGAAUUUUUCUUUGAUUGUGAUUGUACACGCUGUUUCAACGAGUCAAAAGGAAAUCUUGACACGUCUUAUGUGACUUUGAUAAAAGAACUCAAAUGUACAAAAUCAGAAUGCAAAGGAUGGCUUAUUCCGUCUUUUGAAAAGUAUAUGCGUUGCGAAGCAUGUGGAACGUCAUCAUAA